Prunus armeniaca (apricot) is the source of this 462-nucleotide messenger RNA. The record is from the annotation of a GenBank genome assembly. Lineage: Eukaryota; Viridiplantae; Streptophyta; Magnoliopsida; Rosales; Rosaceae.
AUGGCGCCUCCUCUUGGUCUUUCUGCAGUUUCUUCUUGUGCUUCUUUUUGGCAUAUUUUCUUGUUGGUUAGUAUGGUUUUGGAGGGCAUGAUCAUCGUCAAUGUCGAAGCCAACGGCUGGCUCAGUGGCCAUGCAACUUUCUAUGGGAUGAACCAGGAUCCCGCCACCCUUGGGGGUGCUUGUGGUUAUGACAACACCUUCCAUGCGGGGUUUGGAGUGAACACAGCAGCAUUGAGCAGCACACUUUUCAGAGGAGGGGAGGCAUGCGGGGCUUGUUACCAAGUGAUCUGCAACUACAGGAUCGAUCCCAAGUGGUGCCUUCAACGCCGUGCCGUUACGGUUACCGCCACCAACUUCUGCCCCCCGAACAACAACGGAGGGUGGUGCAAUGCCCCUCACCAACACUUGACAUGUCCACGCCAGCUUUUCUUCGCAUUGCACGACAAGGCAAUGAAGGCAUAG